AUGGCGCCAAACGACUGGUUCAAUCGGCGGGAAUGGGAGGGAAUAAGAGGAGACAACGCGACGGCGUUCUGGACGACCUCGAUCUGGUGGAUUGCCACAUCCAUCGUCCUCGUACAGUGUCUCUGGAUGCUGUACUUCCGCCGCUCGCUCAAACAGCAAUUCGAGAAAGGAGAGAAGCGGCGCAGCAUGUUCGCCCGCGCACCCCUCCUCCUGCCGGCAGCCGCCGUCAUGGCGCUCUGCACGAUGGCAAGAGUCGCGGAUCUCGGACGGCCGUCUGCACCACAGUACCUGGCCUCAACGUCCAUCGCCAGCAGCACUUCUCAGUUCACAGUUCCCGCAUCAGCAAACGAGGGUGCUCUUCUCAUCCCCAACAUCGAGGAUCCCGAGUCAACGGACCCGCAGAGUGUCUGUCCGGGAUACACGGCUUCGCACAUCCAGACGACUUCUUAUGGAUUCACGGCUGACCUCGAUCUGGCCGGCUCAGCUUGCAAUGUGUAUGGGAACGACGUCGAGGCUCUAUCCCUCGUCGUUGAGUACCUGGCAACGGACCGUCUUCAUGUCCAGGUUCUGCCGCGGUACAUCGGUACCCGUAAUUCCACUUGGUUCAUCCUCCCCGGAGAGCUCAUCCCGAAACCCGCUGCGGACGGUAAGGCGAGUUCCGACGGCUCAAACAGCGAUCUUGAGUUCAAGUGGGCGAACGAGCCGACGUUCGGGUUUAACGUCUCGAGAAAAAGCACCGGUGACGUUUUGUUCACGACUGCCGGGACGAAGCUGGUGUUUGAGGACCAGUUCUUCGAGUUCGCUUCACCGCUUCCCAAAAAUUACAAUCUAUACGGGCUUGGCGAAGUCAUCCAUGGCUUCAAGCUCAAUAAUAACCUUACUCGAACCCUCUAUGCUGCUGAUGUCGGGGAUCCCAUUGAUGGAAACAUCUACGGUUCUCACCCUGUUUAUCUCGACACGCGCUACUACCAAGUCAAUUCCGAUACAAAAGAGGCUGUCUACGUUGCAAAUGCCACGGACAAGAACGCAGAGUACACGUCGUACACCCAUGGCGUCUUCCUGCGUAAUUCUCAUGCACAAGAGGUCCUCCUGCGUGAAUCCAACAUCACCUGGAGGGGACUUGGCGGAACCAUUGACCUGUACUUCUACGCCGGUCCGACGGCGGAUGCCGUGAUGAAAUCUUACCAGAAGACCACUGUCGGGUUGCCCGCGAUGCAGCAGUACUGGACCUUUGGCUUCCAUCAGUGCCGAUGGGGCUAUACGAGCUGGGACAACUUGCAAGAGGUUACCGACGACUUUGCCAAGUUUAAGAUCCCUCUGGAGACGAUUUGGGCCGACAUCGAUUACAUGAACCAAUACCGGGAUUUCGAGAACGAUGCAAACUCGUGGAGCUACGAGGACGCCGCUCGCGUUCUGGGCAGCCUACACAAGAACGGGCAGCAUUUCGUGCCCAUCGUCGACUCGGCAAUCUACUCACCCAACUCCGAAAAUGCCAGUGACGCUUAUCCGACAUACGACCGCGGGGCCGAUGCAGACGCUUUCAUGCUCAACCCCGACGGGUCCCUCUACAUCGGCGCAGUCUGGCCAGGCUAUACCGUGUUCCCCGACUGGAUCGGUGCCGUGCUUAACGGUAGUAGGACCUUCGAGUGGUGGAAGACGGAGUUGGUGACCUGGUUUGACAAGGUGGCCUUCGAUGGCAUCUGGAUUGACAUGUCCGAGGUUUCGUCCUUCUGCGUCGGUAGCUGUGGCAGCGACAAUCUCACUCUCAACCCUGCACACCCCCCUUUCUUACUCCCUGGUGAGCCCGGCAACGAAGUCCUCGAAUAUCCCGAAGGCUUCGACAGGACAAACGGUACCGAGGCCGCCUCGGUAUCGUCUCUCUCGUCGUCUCUCGCCGCAGCGAGGACCGCCACCGCCGCUAUCCCUUCGUCAUCCCUGUACACGACAACCUCAUACCUACGCACCACACCGACCCCGGGUGUCCGUAACGUCAACUAUCCACCCUAUGUAAUCAACAACAUCCAGGGCGACCUCGCCGUGCACGCCGUCUCGCCCAACGCGACCCACCACGGCGGCACCCAGGAGUACGACUUUCACAACCUCUUCGGCCACCAGAUCCUCAACGCGACCUACCAGGCACUUCUCUCCGUCUUACCCGGGAAACGACCCUUCAUCAUAGGCCGCUCGACCUUCGCCGGGUCCGGCAAGUGGGCCGGGCACUGGGGCGGCGACAACGCCUCGCUCUGGGCGUAUAUGUUCUUCUCGAUCCCGCAGGCGCUCGCCUUCAGCAUCUUCGGCGUGCCCAUGUUCGGCGUCGACACGUGCGGCUUCAGCGGCAAUACGGACAUGGAACUGUGCGCACGUUGGAUGCAGCUCAGCGCCUUCUUCCCAUUCUACCGGAACCACAACGUGAUUGGGGCGAUCCCACAGGAGCCGUACCGGUGGGCCGCUGUCGCCGACGCCUCGCGGGCGGCGAUGGCGAUUCGGUACGCGUUGCUGCCGUACGUGUACACCGCGUUCUACAGGGCGCACAAGCAGGGCGAUACGGUCAUGAAGGCGUUGGCGUGGGAGUUUGCGGACGAGCCGUGGCUUGCCGGCGCAGACAGGCAGUUCCUCCUCGGGCCGGCCGUCAUGGUCACGCCUUGCCUCGAGCAAGGGGCCAGCACUGUCGACGGCGUCUUCCCCGGCGUCGGUCAGGGUACCGUGUGGUAUGAUUGGUACAACCAGUCUGCGAUCACGGGCGUCUCAACCGGGCAAAACGUAACUAUCGACGCGCCCCUGGGGCAUAUACCGGUGUACGUCCGCGGUGGCUACGUUAUCCCGACCCAGGAGCCGGGCCUGACGACGGCCGAGAGCAGAUCCAACCCGUGGGGCUUACUGGUCGCGCUCGAUGACAAGGGUACCGCCAAGGGCAGUCUUUACGUGGACGACGGCGAGAGCGUGGAGCAGGAGGCCACGCUUACGGUGGAGCUCUCUGCAUCGGAGAAUUCGCUGAAGGCCACCCCAUCUGGCGAGUUCAGAGACUCCAACUCUCUCGGGACCGUGACGGUUAUGGGCGUCCAGGGUGAUGUUUCGGCUGUGACGCUUGAUGGACGGGAUCUCGACAGCGCAAGUUGGACCUUCAACUCGACCACCCGCGCGCUUCAUAUUCAUGGUCUAAAGUCCCGUACGUCCGAAGGCGCGUGGUCAUCGGCACGGGAGCUCGUCUGGUCUUGA
This is a messenger RNA of Colletotrichum higginsianum IMI 349063, 3216 nucleotides long. Its product is annotated as Glycosyl hydrolase family 31. The record is from RefSeq and is a predicted model, not a curated record. The transcript is spliced from 4 exons. Gene Ontology annotation, biological process: carbohydrate metabolic process. Bases 1 to 3216 code for a protein of 1071 amino acids. Gene Ontology annotation, molecular function: carbohydrate binding; hydrolase activity, hydrolyzing O-glycosyl compounds. Lineage: Eukaryota; Fungi; Ascomycota; Sordariomycetes; Glomerellales; Glomerellaceae.